Messenger RNA from Sorghum bicolor (sorghum), 1800 nucleotides. RefSeq names its product GDSL esterase/lipase At4g10955. Bases 40 to 1521 code for a protein of 493 amino acids. The record is from RefSeq and is a predicted model, not a curated record. NCBI's taxonomy places the organism in Eukaryota, Viridiplantae, Streptophyta, Magnoliopsida, Poales, Poaceae. The transcript has 2 exons.
CGUAAUGAAACCCCCCAGUUGCGGCUCCCCCUUCCAAACAUGACCGUUGGGGCGCUGUGCCGCUGUCCCCUUCCUGAGAUCCCAAAUACCCCACCGCCGCGCUCUCCCAACUGGCACCCGAGAAUCCUCGCGCUCGCGCACUCGACAUUCCUCGCCCCCGCGCCGCUUCGACCGUUGCCGAACCCCCUGCGCGCACGCGCUCUCCAUCUCGCGAUCCCCAGCCUGCGCCGCGAGCACGGGCCCUGGUUGGGGCUUGGGCGGGGGCGUAUGGCCUGCGCCGCGGCGAUGCCGAUCGACUUGCCCCCGGCUCCAGCUCUGGCGGCGGAGGAGAUGAGGGCGGUUGAGGAGGACGAGGAGGUGGUGGUGGAGGUGGAGGGUGGAGGGUGCGGCGGAGGCGCCGUGGUGGUGGCCGCGGCGGACGCGGAGGCGGAGGGUCACCCCUACGACUUCCACGUCUCCGGGCCGCGCAACCUGCCGCCGCCCAACUGGAAGGAGAUAAUCAGAUCGAGCUGGAAGGAUCCAAAUUACAAAAGGAUGGUAAUGGCCUGCUUCAUUCAAGCAGUCUACCUGCUUGAACUGGACAGGCAGGACCAGAAAGGCGAAGAGGAUGGCCUUGCUCCAAAAUGGUGGAAACCCUUCAAGUACAAGGUCACACAGACAUUGGUGGAUGAGAGAGAUGGUUCCAUCUAUGGCGCCAUGCUGGAGUGGGAUCGUUCUUCUGCCUUAUCUGACUUUAUCCUCAUAAGACCAAGCGGGGCACCGAGGGCUGUGUUAGCUCUCAGAGGAACCCUCCUGCAGAAGCCAACUAUGAAGAGGGACCUGCAGGAUGACCUUCGUUUCUUGGUAUGGGAGAGCCUCAAAGGUUCAGUAAGAUUUGUUGGUGCUUUAGCAGCACUAAAAUCAGCAGUUGAGAAGUUUGGCUGCACCAAUGUUUGUGUUGCUGGGCACUCCUUGGGAGCUGGAUUUGCACUUCAAGUCUGCAAAGAGCUUGCCAAACAAGGAGUUUUUGUGGAGUGUCAUCUUUUCAAUCCACCCUCUGUUUCACUGGCCAUGGGUGUAAGGAGCAUGAGUGAGAAGGCCAGCUACCUGUGGAAGAAAGUGAAAGGAAGUCUGCCAUUGAAGGAAGAAACAACAACACCACUUGAGACUGCUAAGGCUGAGGCAAGUGACAAGAAGAGAUUGCGCACUGAGAAGAAAUGGGUGCCACAUUUGUAUGUCAACAACAGUGAUUACAUCUGCUGCCACUACAACGCUCCCUCUUGCUCGUCCACAACAACAGAUGGUGCCUCCAGUGAACAGCAACAACAACGCAAGGCAAGUGAGAUUGCUGGUGAUGUGGUCGCAAAGCUCUUUGUGACAUCAAAAGGCCCGCAGAAGUUCCUUGAGGCGCAUGGGCUACAGCAAUGGUGGUCAGAUGGCAUGGAGCUGCAGUUGGCUCUCUAUGACAGCAAGCUCAUAAACAGGCAGCUGAAAUCCAUCUACACAACAACAACAACAAUGUCAUCUCCUGCCAAGUCCUAGACACGGCUUAAGCCGUUGCAUCGGUCAUUAGAAAUACUCUUUCUAAUAAUUGUGUGUUCCUUUAUAAACUGAGAAUGUAGUAUUACUCCAGUGACGCCCGGAAACAGUCAAAUAGUUUGGUUAAAGGGAUAAUGUAUGAACAGUUUCUUUUUAAAAAAAACAUGAACAGUUUCGGCAAACUAGGGUGUGCUUGGAUGUCUCACCCUGUUGCCUGGCCAUCCUCUUUGCCUGGUCUCAUCCUCCAAAAUCUCUUUAUCAAAGCUAGGAGAAAUUUUGAAA